UCUUCUUUAAGCGAAGAAAAAAAAAAUUGACUAGUCUCAAACUUCCUGUGUAUCAAUGACAUCGUAGAAAUUGCCUGAUUCAGUCAAGUAUUACAGAACUAAUAACAAGUGGAAGCAUUAAGACAGCAUGUCACAAAAUACAGAAGGCCUUCGUGAAGUAAUAUAUUUAUAAUAUAUUUAUAAAGAUACAAAUUAACAAAUCGCCAUGUCUGUAAGCGUAAAGCGAUGGAAUCUACGGUGCGCCUUCUAUUGCUGUUUGUCACUAACGAGAGCUCUGGAGACGUACGAUAUAGAUUGCAAGGAGUAUCAACCAGAGCCACAGAAAGAUGAGAACUCUUGUACUUUUGAUGAAUUUUCAGCUUUGAAAGUUGAUGAUUAUCAAAAUACGUUUCAUAACAAAUAUCAAGGCACUCAGUAUGAAUCAGAAAAUGAUUUUAAUGAUUGGGACAAGAGGCUUGGCAAGAAGACUUUCUAUUCUUAUCCUAACGAGACACUUGAGCACUGCACUUGUGUCUCUACGCGAUGUGAUUGCUCAAGAAGUCAUCUAAAAGAUGUUCCCAAAGAUCUUCCGCAUGACGUAACACAUCUCAAUCUGGCUUUAAACUUGAUUUCGAGCUUGCCCGGCUGUACUUUUUGUAACUACACACAACUGAUCUACUUAGAUUUGUCUUCCAAUAAAUUAACUCGACUUGUAACUGGUUCAUUCUUGGGACUUGAAAACCUGACUAGUUUAAACUUGUACAAUAACAGUCUUUUUUAUCUCAGCCAAACAUUUCCGAUCGGUGUCUUUUCUGAUCUGAAAUCACUCCGAUGCUUGAAACUGAACAGAAACAUUGACAACGAAUUCAGUUCAUCGUUUAGAUAUCCCGACGCAGCGUUGUCAGAGCUUACCAACUUGGAGACCUUAUACCUCGACGGUCUUGUAAGGGCUUUCUUUGGGAGAGGUUUCAAGAACCUAGUUAAACUAAGAUCGCUAGUCUUAGCGGGGAAUAAAGAAGGUUACUGCAAGAUAAUAGGUUUCAGCGAUAACUCUUUUCUGAAUGUAAAACAAAUAACUAUUUUGAAUGUGAGUAAUUGCAACCUAAGGGGAGAUAAACAAACAGAACGCAUCUUUAAGCCUCUGGUCCGUCUCCAAACACUAGACAUUAACUUUAAUUUGGAUCUGGGUGUCGACUUUCUAAUGCGUGCAUUAAGAAACAUGACCAACAACUCCAUCACAAGUCUCAGAAUGAAUAAUAUUUAUUCCAAUUAUCUCCCUUUAGUAACCAUCACCCAGUCAAUGAUACAAAGUUUGCCUGUUUCGUUGCGUUAUUUGGAGACACAAGGCAAUAAUUUUCAAUCCGUGAAUGAGGGCGCUCUUCAAUUCAUGCCUCCAAAUCUCAGCUAUAUUGACGCAGGCGGAAACAGAUUUCUAUACGGUAAAUACAUCCAUGAUCUGCAUUCGCUUAAAACACUCAAAGUUCUGAAGUUAAAUGGCGGGAAUAAUCUUCACAAAAUACCAACAACCGAGCCAACUUCAACAUUUUCAGACAAUUGCUGGCAAGGAAAUUCUAAAGCUCGCCCGAAACCACUUAUUUUCAAUCUCCCGCCGAAUUUACUUUGUUUAGACCUGAGAUUUUCAGGGCUGGCCUACAUUCUGUCCGAACUUACAAUAGACGAGAAUAAUUCUUUAGACUCUAUGAUUCUCAGCACAAAUUAUUUUCCCGUUCUUCAAGGACCUAUUCAUGGCCUUUUUAAACUAAGCAAACUUUUCAUAAGCGGCUGCUUUGUACAACUGAUCAACGAACGUAUGUUCCAGAACCUAGACUCGUUACAAGAACUCAGGCUCCGAAACAACGAGCUAGAUUAUUUCUUCCGGGACGCAUCCAGAAAACCAAUUUUCCGGGAUCUUAAAAACCUUAAAAUUCUUGAUUUAUCUAUAAACGCAUUAACUGUUUUCGAUGGUGAUAUAUUAAAAGACCUUGACGCUCUGGAAGAGAUUAAUCUAAGUCAGAAUAACAUGUGGCAGUUUAAUAUAAGUAUUUCCAACAUGUCCAACCUUCACAUGCUGAACCUAAGCCACGCGCAACUAGGUACCUUGCCUUUACAGACACGUCAAGAUAUUGAUCGCUUAGCAAAAACGCAAAACAUCACAGUUGACAUGUCUAGCAAUCCUAUACGCUGCGAUUGUAACAACAUAGACUUUAUACAAUGGAUGGUCAGCUCCAGGGCUUUUGAUGCCAACUUUGAAGGGUAUAUGUGCCAAUAUCAAGACUCCAGUUAUAAAAGAAUACAAGAUUCGUAUGAUGAAACACUGAGCCGCCUCAGCGUCCAGUGUGCUGACCAUUCGACUAUUUUCUUGGUGGUCCUCUCUGUCACACUUUUAAUGGUCACUACCGUAGCUGGUGCUGUCAUGUAUAGGUUUCGCUGGAGACUGAGAUAUUUGUACUACGUGGCCUACUUGGUGGUCAAAAAGAAAACAAAAGACAAAGGGAGAGAAGAGAAUUUUCUAUACGAUGUUUUUCUUGCGUAUGCUUCUGAGGAUGAGGAGUUUAUUUUGGAGAGUCUCUUGCCAGCAUUAGACCGCCGUGAGCUGAGAGUCCUGGUCCAUGGACGAGACUUUGCUGUGGGGGAAUUCAUCGCUUCCAACAUUGUGACUGCAGUCAAAGAGAGCCGGAAAACUUUAGUGGUUCUCACACGAAAUCUUCUCAACAGCACCUGGUGUAACUUUGAAUUACAGAUGGCCAACAUGGAGUCAGUCCACACAGGGCGUCCAGUGCUUGUGUUUCUCAUCAAAGAAUCCAUACCUACGACAGAGCUGAACUCUGACCUCUUGUAUCACCUUAAUAAAAACACGUACCUGGUGUAUCCGCAAGGGGAGGUCACUGAUGUGUUUUGGAACAAACUGGCAAGGGAUAUCAUGUGUGUCUAGAUUAUUUGAUCUAAUUCGCUGAAUUCAUUUUAUUAGCAUGUGGACAAGUGUAAAAACUUAACACAGUAGCUCAGAAAUGAGACAAAGCUUGUUGGUGACAAGACUCCAAGAGUGUAAUAAAAUAUACAUGAGCAACGUGA
Messenger RNA from Biomphalaria glabrata, 3051 nucleotides. RefSeq names its product toll-like receptor 4. Bases 206 to 2911 code for a protein of 901 amino acids. The record is from RefSeq and is a predicted model, not a curated record. Gene Ontology annotation, cellular component: membrane. Lineage: Eukaryota; Metazoa; Mollusca; Gastropoda; Planorbidae. The transcript is spliced from 5 exons. Gene Ontology annotation, molecular function: transmembrane signaling receptor activity; protein binding. Gene Ontology annotation, biological process: immune response; toll-like receptor signaling pathway; inflammatory response.